Molecule: messenger RNA, 3808 nt
Organism: Myiozetetes cayanensis
Lineage: Eukaryota; Metazoa; Chordata; Aves; Passeriformes; Tyrannidae
Exons: 17
Coding region: 1787-3628 (613 amino acids)
Cellular component (GO): perinuclear region of cytoplasm
Source: RefSeq, a predicted model, not a curated record
AUUUGCAGGGAAACGUUCUCAGAAAACAAUUCUCCAGUAAUUGUAGGCUGAUUCCACAAAGGGAUUCCCUAAUUUCUGACUGUUUUGUUUUUCUUUGCAGUAGUAGUAGAAACCAGAAAAUGAAUGGUAGAAGUUAAUGAGGAAGUGCUAAAAUCUAUGGCUAGUAAAAAGUGAAGUCACAAAAUUACUUACUCCCUGAAAAUAAAUUAGGGAAGAAACUCUAAGACACUUUUUAGAAGAAGUUGGGGCUGUUGUCACAAAUAUUUACUGAUGACUUCACCUGGAGUGCUGCAUCCAGCUCUGGAACCCUCAGCACAGAAAGGACACUGGCCUGUUGGAGCAAGUCCAGAGGAGGGUCACCAGGAUGAUUAGGCCAAUGGAGCACCUCUCCUACAAAGAAAGGCUAUGAGAAUUGAGUUUGUUCAGCCUGGAAAAGAGAAGGCUUUGGGAUGUUCCAUCUGCAACCCUCCAGUACCUGAGGGGACCCUAGAAGAAAGAUGGAGAGAGACUAUUUACAAGGGCAUGUAAAUUUUACAUUUACGGGACAAGGGGGAAUAGCUUUAAGCUGAAGGAGAGUAGGUUUAGAUUAGAUAUUAAUAAGAAAUUCUUUACUGUGAAGGUGGUGAGGCACUGAAACAAGUUACCCAAAGAAGCUGUAGAUGCCCCAUCCCUGCAAGAGUUCAAGACCAGAUUGGAUGGGGCUCUGAGUAACCUGGUCUAGGGAAAGUGUCCUUGCCCAUGGCAAGGGGAUUGAAUCUAGAGGAUCUUUAAGGAUCCUUACAACACGAAACAUUCUAUGAUUCCAAACUGUCUGUAUAUGAGUUUUUACACUUUUACCCUUCUGAUUCUCUUCCAUAUUCCACUGGAAGGGAGGGUGAGUGAGCAGCUGAGUGAUGCUUGGCUGCCUACUGAGGUUUAUCAAUAGAAAAAUCAUGUAUCUAUUUUUGCAGGCACACAGAAAAAGGCUAGGGACAUCACAACCUAUCAAGGGAAGUAAUUGAAUGUGAUCUUAAUUUUGAACGUGUGAACAAUCUUUAUACAGGCAUAUUUCCAGUAAGCUCCUUACUUUUUAAAUUAAAAAAAAAAAAAAAAGAAAAAAAGAAAUAAAAAGAGAAGGUAUAGAAUGAAUCUGAGGUUAUUUUGAAGGGCCUGCUCCCAAAAUUGAUAAUGAAAGAAGGAUAAGCACAGUGCUUGUGGCUUCAAAGGUCAGUCCUGAUGAAUUUAAGUGACUGAUGGAUUCUCUGCACUGGAGGUGCAAUUUUCCCCUGAAGAAAUACUUCUUAAAGACCAGUGCUGGCUACCUGGUAUUUAUGAGAAAGUCCAAAGGGAAUUAAAAGCAUGUUGUUAGGGUUAUCAUUUACUCAGUGGUUUCUGCCAAUAUCGUAGCAGAGAGAUCCCACAGCUCUGCUUCUUAGCAUGUGAUAAAUUGUGUACCAGGUGAAGGUGAGAAAGGAGUGAGGGCAGCCCCCAUGAUGACAGACUGUUGCUUUGCUACUCCUGCUAUGAACCUGGUAUUUCUCCGCCAGCAAUCACCAACACCUUAGCUGUGCCUGGCAUUGCUUUCCCUGGCCGGUGAUAAUGUGCCUUUGCAUUUGGGUGUACUUUAAGGAUAUGCUGGGUACAUCGUUACAAACAGGACAUUUUUUUCCCUCUGCAUGCCAGCAUGGUGAAAACAGUAUAUUUUAUGGGUACAUUUGCAAGAACCUUAUUGUAUACUGUCUCCUCAUGCAGUCCAAGUGAUUUCUAGAAGCUGAUACGGCAUAAAAUAUUCACUACUGUGACAAAGAUGCACUUGAACAUGCUCCAGUGGAAAGGAGGAAGCACUUUUUACUGCGGGUCUGAGAAAGGGCAGGCUGGCAUGGAGAAAGAGAAGUUCCAGCAGAAGGCUCUGAAGCAAACUAAGCAGAAGAAAUCCAAGUCGGCUGAAUUUCUGAUGGUAAAAGAAGAGAGAGCAGCAACAGAAGGCAUUGAAAAUCCAGCUUUUAACAUCAGCAGCACAGAUCUUUCAGCAUAUCAGCCUUCAGAAGAGAAAGUUAUUAGACAUGACAAGCCAGAUAGCACCCUUGCAGCUCACCAACAAAAACUCGGGCUGCAAGCCCAUGCUGAACCAAGAGGAAAUGAAUACAGCAGAAAUUACUUUGACCCGUUGAUGGAUGAGGAAAUAAACCCAAGGCAAUGUGGGAUGGAGGUCAGUGAAGAAGACCCUGUAAAAUCUGAUGAACAGAUCCUGUACUCUAAACUGAUGAAGCUUCUAGACGAAGAAAACAAGAUGCUGGACUUCCAAGCAGCCCGUGUCGUCAGUGAAGAUUUUCCAGACUCUUUGAUGCCUGUCAGCUCCAGUAAGGCAUGUGACCUUCACAGGGAGCUUGAAGAUGUAGAGAUUCCUUCAUAUAUCGAGCAGUUUGAGAGAGAUGUUCAAGAUGACAUAAUUCUGCUUGGCAGAUUUUCACUGGAACAGCACCACAAGGAAGUUUCUCACCACAAGAAACAAAAGUGGAGAGCCAGGAUUCAUGAAUUCCUUCAAAGACUGGGAAAUCAGCCACUGAAAACAGAAGAGAACGGAGGUGAAGAAGAAAUGGUAGCCAGCUUUGGUAACCUUGCAAGUGUGAAUACUGGAUUAAAUGGAGCAGCAGCAGGACCUUGCAAGAAGGUUGACUACUCCAGGAAGCCUCAGUCAAUAGAAAUUCACUUCAAAUGCCUGAGGGGAGUCAAAGAUAAGGUCCCUAAAGGCCACUACACUCUCAAAGUUUCUGUUCUCAGCCGCUUAGGUGGUGACUUGCUGGAGAGGCCUGAACUGAAGGAGGAGCCUCAGGCCAGAACAACACAGCCUGUUACUCAUGGUGGAAACUUCUACAACACUGAAAUCUACUUUGGACAAAGUAUCCAGACAGUUCUACCACAUAGAAAAGCUAUGAAGCCAGGAAUGAUAUUCCUCUUUGAACUUUUCCUUCUUCGUGGGACCUAUGCUUGGAUUGAUCAAGAAGUAGGAUGGGGAGCUUUUCCCUUAUGUGAUAAUAAUUUUAAUGUUUUGGAGGGAAAAUUUAAAUGUCCCUUCCUGAGAGGACAUUAUGACCCUAAAGUUGACCGAUUCAAAAAGAUUGAAAACUUUAUUUCUCAAGACUUGGAUCAUUGGUUAUGCAAUCUCUACUUUCAGAUAAUUAAACUGCCACAGGAUUCAGAUAAGCAAAGCAAGUGUGAUAUGCAUCUUCAUCUCCCACCUGAACUUCACAUAUAUUCAAGUGUUGCUGAAAAGAAUGAUGUCUCAGAGAAGAUUGUACAGCCUGGAUCACAAGGGCAACCUCUGACCUCCCCAAAAGAUCCUGACACCCAUAAGGGAAGUAUUCCCACUGUUGUAAAGGAAGUGGAAAAGCAGUUUAAUGCUGCAAAAGGAGGAGAAGCGUGUGUGUCAGAAGAAGCUGGGAGGAAAAGAGAAGAGCUUAAAAUGCUUCCAGCAGAGGAUUACCAAGAUUGUCACAGCAGUGCAGAUGAGCACUGUGACUCGUUUUGGCUGAAGGAAGUCCAAGGAGGACAUCACAAGAUCAACUGGAAUAACCCGCCUGACCAAUGCCAUGAAGAAAGAUCAGGUCCUGAGAACAAUACAAGCCAAGAAGAGAGAAAACAUCUGUAGAGAGUAAUUUUUAUUUGGAAGAGUUAGAGAAAUAUACUUUUUCUGUGUGCUGCCAUUCUGCUGCUGAAGCGAAACUGUACCGGCAGGUUGUGAGGCAUUUCCAUUUUGUGGCAUACACAGUCUUUUCAGAGCUGGGAGCCUCACACUGGCGCUCCAGGGACUUCUGGCUGCUCACACUGC